Parnassius mnemosyne (clouded apollo) is the source of this 960-nucleotide messenger RNA. The record is from the annotation of a GenBank genome assembly. NCBI's taxonomy places the organism in Eukaryota, Metazoa, Arthropoda, Insecta, Lepidoptera, Papilionidae.
AUGCCGUUUUUUAGUGGUAGAUGUUUAAGUACUUCCAAAUUAAUCGGAAAAACUGCAAUUAUAACAGGAAGUAAUACAGGCAUCGGUAAAGAAACUGCUCUAGAUUUUUAUAAACGAGGUGCUAAAGUUAUAUUAGCAUGUCGGAGUUUGGAAAAAGCUGAAGACGCUAAGAAAGAAAUAGAAGAGAGAUGUAAGGGUCUACCUGAGACCGGCAACUUGGUGAUAGAGAGAUGUGACUUAUCUUCUUUAAAAUCUGUGCGGGAUUUCAGUCAGAAAGUAUUAGACACCGAACCUCAUGUUAAUAUUUUAGUAAAUAAUGCAGGUGUUAUGAUGUGUCCUAAAGGAGAAACUGAAGAUGGAUUUGAAACACAGUUUGGAACAAAUCAUUUAGGCCAUUUUCUUCUCACUCUACUUCUAUUGCCACGUAUAAAAAAUAGUACACCUGCGAGAAUUGUAACUGUAUCGUCCAAAGCACAUACAAGUUAUGGGAUUAAUUUUGAGGAUUUAAAUUAUAAAAGGAGACCAUAUAGUGCAAUCCAAGCAUACUCUCAAAGUAAACUUGCAAAUGUAUUAUUUUCCAGAGAGCUGGCAACAAAACUAAAGGAAUAUAAUAUAGAGGGUGUUAAUACAUACAGCUUACACCCUGGAGUUAUAAAAACUGAGCUAGGCCGUCAUAUGGAUGACACUUUAUUUUGGGGAGCAAGAAAACUAUUUGGAAUCCUACGGCCUUUUCUGAAGUCCCCUGAGCUAGGGGCACAAACCACAAUUUACUGUGCAGUGGAUGAAAAAUGUGCCAAUGAGACUGGAUUAUAUUACAGUGACUGUGUUGUGACAACUCCCCACAGUAAUGCCUUAAAUGAUGAAUAUGCUAAAAAGUUAUGGGAUGUUUCGAUGGAACUUGUUGGCCUUCAGGAUUAUAACCCAUUUACUGCAAAUGAUCCUGGAGUGAAAAACAAAUAA